This is a messenger RNA of Phytophthora sojae, 1074 nucleotides long. RefSeq lists its product as hypothetical. Bases 1 to 1074 code for a protein of 357 amino acids. Gene Ontology annotation, molecular function: inositol phosphate phosphatase activity; acid phosphatase activity. The transcript has 5 exons. The record is from RefSeq and is a predicted model, not a curated record. Lineage: Eukaryota; Oomycota; Peronosporomycetes; Peronosporales; Peronosporaceae.
AUGUUCGCCACCAAAACGAAAUACUGGGACCAGCGCAGUGCUUUGUCGGACCAGACGCCACUACGGCAGGAUUUGGAGCUCAUUCAGACUCAAAUCGUAGCUCGUCAUGGCGUAAGAUACCCAACGGGAGGUAAUAUCAAAGAAACUACUGCGUUUUUGGACAAGUUGAAGCCCUUCGAGAGUUCGUUGCCGGCGUGGAUGAGGAACUACUCGCUGCCGUACAAUCUGAGCGUGCAAGGGCAGCUUACGCAUGUUGGGAAGCGUGAACUGCGUAAGCUGGGGGCUCGUAGCCUCGCCAGAAGUGGAUUUGCUGAUGAAGGCGCAGAUACUCUUCUGCGCUUCUUUGACGUGUGUCCCCGAUACCAGCGAGAGGUGAAGAAGAACCCAACUGCUCAGACACAACAACAUGAGUUCCAGAGAUCAACCACCCUGGUCAAAACUGCGCAAUGGCUGAAGCAGUCGCUUGGCUUGAAGGACGAGGACAUUAAAUUCUCAGCCAAGGAUCUGAUGGCAGUGCAAUCUGCAUGCGCGUUCGACAUUGCUAUUUAUCAUCACAAGCACCACUGGUGCUCGCUCAUGUCGAUGACUUUCAUCCACGCGCUGGACUACCUGGACGAUCUCGAGGAGUUCUACUGGAUUGGGGCGGGGUACAAGAUCAACUACGAGAUGGCAGCCGUUCUCCUGCGCGAGGUGUUCACUACGAUGGGAGCAAGAGCUACCGGUGACAGCGCGCUCUUGGGGAGCUUCUUUUUUGCCCAUGCAGAGACGACUCUCCCAUUGAUGACUCUGAUGGGGUACGGUGAUCGCUCGCCUCUCGUGGCAAACGCUACAGAGGACGACAUCGCAUCUCGGGGAUUCCGGACUUCAAUCCUCUCUCCAUUCGCUGCAAACGUCGAAUUUCGGCUGUUCAAGCGAAAAUCGAGCGAGGAAAAGGAGUUUUAUGUGCAAAUUCUCAUCAACGAGAAGGAGGCGGCGAUCCCAGGAUGUGGUCGUGUGUACUGUAAGCUUUCGGAGCUAGAGCAACAGUGGCUCUACUACCUGAAGGUGUAUGAUUUCCACAAGGACUGUAUGUAA